This is a messenger RNA of Amoebophrya sp. A120, 3161 nucleotides long. Lineage: Eukaryota; Dinophyceae; Syndiniales; Amoebophryaceae. The record is from the annotation of a GenBank genome assembly.
GGACAACAUGGUCAGCGUCCCCAUGACGAACUACUGAUAUUAUUUGAAUGAAGGUCACGUUCACGAGUAUCGAAGUUGUCAGUCGCACUCAGCGCAAAAUUCUUGAGGAUAAAGUUUAUACUUAUAGACUCCACUUCCGCAUGUGAUGUAGAUCGUUAUUAUUUUAUUUGUGGCAGCUUUCUUUCACCUGCUCUUGGAGUUUCAAAUGCGGUCUCAGUUUCGGCAGAGAUCUAUGCCGCCAUCCCAUGCAGAAGCAGGAAAUGCUUUCCGUGCGAGUGCGACAGCGUUAGUCGGUCCUCAGGAGGGAGCGAAGAAGUCGCUUGCCAUCAUUGGUCUGGGUGCCAGCGGAUUGAUCGCGCUCCGGUCUGCGCUGUGGAGUGGUAAGUACUGGAAGAUCCAUGCGUUCGAGAAGCAAGGGAAAUCAGGUGGGUUGUGGGUGUAUGAGAAAUCGCGGAAUCAGACGCCUAUCUAUCGAGACCUCCGAACGAACCUCCCCAUGACUGUGAUGGAUAUUCCAGGAUUUCCUUUUGAUGUUCGAGCGGUUGACCAAAACGAUACAGAAGAUUCCUUAACAAGAACAAGUGAGGCGGCCAUCGCGACUUCUUUCCCUCACCAUUCCGUGGUCUUGAACUACCUGCAACGGUUCGCGGCGCACGUCGAGGAACAGCUACGCGCCGCAACGCACACCUCCUGUGUCGGGCGUGCGGGUGCAGCUGGGAGUGACUUUCGCCUGCACUAUAGCACAAAAGUAAAUUGGGUGGAACCCGUACUAGCUCAUAAGCUGCGGAGGUCAGAGUUUGGGCCUGAUGACACAUCAGGUACUACGCAAUGCGAGGAAGCGUUCUGCUCGGAGAGUCCACACAGAAGAGAAGCGGAGUCGCAGAGCGGGUUGUACCGCGUCUGCUACUCGCAAACGGAUGGAGGAGCAGCAGAUGAAGGAGUCGACGGCGACCGAUCGAGGAAGCAGAAAAAUGACCAUACGGAAGAUCAUGAUGAGAAGGGACAGAAAGACGCCGUGUUUGAUGAAGUUCUGGUCUGCAAUGGUCACUUCGCAAUUCCAUAUGUACCUCCGGAAUUUCGAGAGAUCUACAAAUCAUUUUCUCUGAAAAGCCUGCACGUAAAUGAGCGGGACGUCGCACCGACUUGUUCCCUGAAUAAUUUUCGAGUGCUGCACAGCCACGAAUACGACGAAGCGGCAGCUUUCGCAGGAGCGACUCUAGUCGUGGUUGGUGCCGGCCCGUCGGGUCGCGACGUCGUCGAGCUCGCGCGCCCCUAUGCACGGAAAAUUCUCUGGGUAAACUCGAAAUUUGUAAUCGGCGAGGCAUCUUCUCUUGGCACUUCCGCUGCGCCGGGGUCAGGCAACAAUACACACACACGGGUGCUUCCCGGGGCCACUUUUCUAGACGGGUACGCGAAACACGAAGGGAAAAGUGUGGUGCAACCGACUGCCAAUAUUGAUAAAGACUCUCAUAUGGAACCAGAAGCGAAGCGGUGUCGGAUUGAACAUGAAACUGUAGCCGGAGAUCGAACUACACUGCGAAGUAGAACCCGAAAUCUAUUCACAAAGAAGUCCAAUAAAAACCAAGCACAGUCGCAUGGCGUCAAGAACAUUACGACUACUACAGAUAAGCGGGCAGAGCAAGACCGAGGUUUGUGCCCUGUCCAGCGAUUCGCGCGCGUCCAAAUCACCGCCGAGGAGGGAGCGCAGGCGAACGCGACGAUGUGCGCCGAUCCAAAAAAUGGAAGUCCCAACGACCAUCUCGAUGCCAGAACAUAUGAAGUGUCGCUGUCGCUAUUCGGGGGCAUUGACGGACAAGAACAGUGGGGACCAAUAGCGAUCAGCAUUGGUGCCGGUGCAGCAAGAAUGCCUUUUGGUGGAAAAAGAAGACAACCGGAAGUAAGUAACGCUCCGUCCUCGCCGGUGGUGCUUUUGCUCGCGACUGGAUAUUCCUACGAACUCUAUUCGAGUUUUUUGCACCCCUCCCUUUUGCCGAAGUUCUCUCCCGGCAAGAGUACCCGCAGUGUACCGACGGAAAACCUUUCACAUGCCAUGUUCCUUCGUCACAGUUUCGCUUUUAUCGGUCUACCCCAAGGCAGUGCCCCUUUUCCGGUGGCGUACUACCAGGCCCUCGCCUUCAUUUACAAGAUGAAGUCCCGCAGUCUCUCAGCAGCAGAUAUUGGCACGACCCCGGCGGUGCCAGCACGCUUCGGCUACGACAAACUGGGGGAGCAAAUGUUCCCGUACAUGCGCGCCCUCCUACAAGAAGCCAUAGGUGGUGGCGCUCUGGCACAGGAGGAAACUGCAGCUCUGGCCCGAGACGAGCAGCAGCAAGGCGACGAAAUUCCGCACGAUAGAUGUGAAAAGCUAAACGCUUUUGUAGAUAAUUGGGGAACUACAGGGACGUUGAACAGAGCUGCACCGUCACCGAACGCUUGCAUGACCUCCCUUGUAGCUCAGCUGUUGUUUUGUGGUUCACCAGCAUCAACAACCGCCGCAAAGUCCUUUGUCUCAUCAGCGUCUUCUCGCAAACUGGAAGCCGGCGAUUUUCCUCCUCACGAGAGCGAGAUCGGAAGAACAGAACAAAAGAACCGUGCCGCCCCUCUAUCUUUCACCGUCUCUGCAACGUCCACGUCCGCACAGACGGAGAAAUUUACCCUUUUGGCGGAGCGCGACAUCGCGGUGCGGGAAGAUAUGUAUCGAUUGCUGUCCCACUUGCGAAGUAGUCCGGAGUACAGGAACGUGAAGUUUGAAAGAUUUCGUGGCGGAACGUGGAUUGUGUCACGACCAGAAAGCGCCAAAAGUUCAGAACAGAGUAUGUAGUACCCCUUGCGGAGUGCUGUCCGAGUGUAGAAUUUGGAUCAUCGCUGUGGCUGUGGCUGUUUCGCUCCAACAGUAUAACUAAGAGCAACCAAUGACUUUGACUGUUUGUUUCGUAGAAAUUACUUAAAAGGAUCGAGGUCGCAUUGAAAAUUGAAAACUAGGUUGAACCUAGUUGGUACAUACACUCCAACUCAUUGAGGAAGUUGCAUGCACAGAUCAGCAUACCAUGACCCAUGAGAAUCGGUACGUCUUCACACUGCUUGCACGAAGGAAAAUUAUAAGAAAGCUGUAACAUCAGUAACAUGUGGAUGUGGCAGUAUAAAUCGCUUCUGACUCGGAG